Lottia gigantea (owl limpet) is the source of this 1065-nucleotide messenger RNA. RefSeq lists its product as hypothetical. Gene Ontology annotation, biological process: aromatic amino acid metabolic process. Gene Ontology annotation, cellular component: axon; cytoplasm; perikaryon. The record is from RefSeq and is a predicted model, not a curated record. Gene Ontology annotation, molecular function: iron ion binding; tyrosine 3-monooxygenase activity. NCBI's taxonomy places the organism in Eukaryota, Metazoa, Mollusca, Gastropoda, Lottiidae. Bases 1 to 1065 code for a protein of 354 amino acids. The transcript is spliced from 8 exons.
AUGUAUCAGUUUUUGAUUUUUUUUUACUUCGUUCCAGAUACAUGGUUUCCAACACAUAUUUCAGAAUUAGAUAAAUGUACCCAUCUUGUUACUAAAUUUGAACCAGAGCUGGAUUCUGACCACCCAGGAUUCACUGACAAAGCAUACAGAGCUCGUCGUCAGAAAAUAGCAGAUAUAGCUUUUGAUUACAGACAUGGUGACCCGAUUCCUAGAGUAGAUUAUACAGGUGAAGAUAUUGCUACGUGGGGUCACGUUUACAGACAGUUGAAGGUUUUAUUUCCAACACAUGCUUGUAAAACACAUAGAGAUAUAUUUCAAUUAUUAGAAGAUGAAUGUGGGUACAGUCCUGAUAGAAUACCACAACUAGAAGAUGUUUCCAAUUUUCUUAAACGAAAGACUGGUUUCCAACUACGCCCAGUAUCAGGAUUAUUGAGCGCAAGAGAUUUCCUGGCCUCGCUGGCAUUCCGAGUAUUUCAAUGUACCCAGUAUGUUCGUCAUGGCUCUAAACCAGACCACUCCCCAGAACCAGACUGUGUUCACGAAUUGUUGGGUCACGUUCCUAUGUUAGCUGAUCCAGGAUUUGCCCAGUUUUCACAUGAACUCGGUUUGAAUUCUUUAGGAGCUUCAGACGAAGAUAUUGAAAAGUUUGCUACGUUAUAUUGGUUCACAGUAGAGUUCGGUAUAUGUAAACAAGCGGGACAACUCAGAGCGUACGGUGCUGGAAUCUUAUCAUCCUAUGGUGAAUUAUUACAUGCUCUUGGUGAUAAACCAGAGCGCCGACCAUUUGAUCCACUGAAAACUGCUGUCCAAGAGUACACUGACGAAGAUCUUCAACCACUUUAUUUUGUCGUGGAAUCAUUUGAAGAUAUGAUGGAUAAAAUGAGGAAUUAUUCGGCGACCAUUAAAAGACCAUACGAAGUUCGUUAUUGUUCCUAUACACAAACAGUGCAGAAACUGAACAGUAAAGAGAUGUUAUAUAGUGUUGCCAGAGAUCUGAAAGGGGAAUUAGAAUAUUUAGAGAGAGCAAUAGAUAGGAUCCAAUGUCUUACUAUGACUGGUAGAUAA